AUGUUCGCAGCCAACUUUGCUUUGGUCGCCUGUCUGAUCGGCAUCCCUUGCGGCAUCUUCGUUGAAGCAAAUCCUCAGCUGGAUAUGCUCGUCAGCGGCUACGAGAUGUUUGGGAUUUGCGUGAAGAAUUGCGCCCAGUGUAAGAAGCUGUACGGAGCGUACUUCGAGGGACAGCGCUGUGCCGAGUCGUGCAUUAAGGACCGCGGCAGCAACGUGCCGGACUGUGAGGACCUAGCCUCCAUAGCACCGUUUCUGAACACUCUCGAGGCGCAGAAUUUAUUGUUUUGA
Molecule: messenger RNA, 288 nt
Organism: Anopheles cruzii
Lineage: Eukaryota; Metazoa; Arthropoda; Insecta; Diptera; Culicidae
Product: eclosion hormone-like
Exons: 2
Coding region: 1-288 (95 amino acids)
Biological process (GO): ecdysis, chitin-based cuticle; neuropeptide signaling pathway
Molecular function (GO): ecdysis-triggering hormone activity
Source: RefSeq, a predicted model, not a curated record